AUAGCGAAGACGGAAAUUAUUAAAAAAGAAAAAAAAAAAGCAAGAAAGAAACAAAUAAGCUCUUCCUAGCGAACACAGUUUUUCGUCUACCAUAAAUGGAGUAAGAGUAAACCAAUUUUCUUUUCGCGCCCUUUCUUUGAUAAUUUCACCCAACAAUUUGGUGCCGAGAUUCUCUCCGCUGCUUCACUUCCCCCAGACGCUUACGCUUCCCGAGAAACGGAUUUUCUCCUACAUUUUAUGCAAUAAUUGGGCGUAAAUUUGCCGCCGUAGUCUGCAAUUGCUGGAAUUUUGUCGUUCUGCGCCAACAAUGGUUUCCGAGCAGCAGUUAUCCGCAAUUGAGGGCGCAAAAGUGCUUAUGGUGGGCGCCGGCGGCAUAGGGUGCGAGCUACUGAAAACCCUCGCGCUGUCGGGGUUUAGAGAUAUCCAUAUUAUUGACAUGGAUACAAUUGAAGUCAGCAACCUAAAUAGACAGUUCUUAUUUCGACAAUCACAUGUUGGGCAGUCGAAAGCCAAAGUUGCUCGAGAUGCAGUAUUGAAAUUCAGGCCCAACAUCAGCAUCACAUCCUACCAUGCCAAUGUGAAAGACCCUGAUUUCAAUGUUGAUUUCUUUAAGCGGUUCAAUGUUGUUCUGAAUGGGCUUGACAAUUUGGAUGCCAGACGGCAUGUCAACCGCCUUUGCUUGGCAGCAGAUGUGCCGUUGGUUGAAAGCGGUACCACUGGCUUUCUGGGACAGGUUACUGUUCACGUGAAGGGUAAAACAGAAUGUUAUGAAUGUCAGCCUAAGCCAGCUCCAAAAACUUACCCUGUUUGUACUAUUACAAGUACUCCUUCAAAGUUUGUACACUGUGUAGUAUGGGCGAAGGACCUGCUUUUUGCAAAAUUAUUUGGACCCAAAAAUCAGGAAAAUGAUUUGAACGUCCGUUCUAGUGAUUCUUCAAGCUCAUCUGAACAAGUUGAAGAUGUUUUUGAACACAAAAAUGAUGAAGACAUUGAACAAUAUGGAAGGAAGAUAUUUGAUCAUGUAUUUGGUUAUAACAUUGAGUUAGCUUUGUCGAAUGAAGAUACGUGGAAAAAUCGUAGCAGGCCAAGGCCUAUAUACAGCAAAGAUGUUAUUCCAACUGAGUAUGUUCUCCAGAAUGGAAAUCAAGGUAAAGGUUCAGCAGCCGAAGAUCUGUCAUCAGUGUCUGCAAUGGCAACUCUAGGUCUGAAAAAUCCACAGGAUCUUUGGAGCUUGAGGGAGAACUCAGCAGUAUUUCUCGAGGCUCUAAAAUUAUUUUUAUCAAAACGACAAAAGGAAAUUGGUAACUUGAGUUUUGACAAAGAUGAUCAGCUGGCUGUAGAAAUUGUUACUGCUGCGGCAAAUAUCAGAGCUUCUUCAUUUGGCAUCCCCUUGCAUAGCCUUUUUGAAACUAAAGGUAUUGCUGGAAAUAUUGUACAUGCUGUUGCCACAACAAAUGCUGUCAUUGCUGGAUUGAUUGUGAUCGAGGCCAUUAAGGUGCUGGAGAAUGACGUUAAGAACUAUAGGAUGACUUACUGUCUUGAGCAUCCUUCAAAAAAGAUGCUACUCAUGCCAGUUGAGCCCUUUGAGCCAAACAAGUCUUGCUAUGUUUGCUCCGAGACACCUUUGACGCUUGAGAUUAAUACACAUCGUUCAAAGCUGAGGGACCUUGUCGACAAGAUUGUGAAAGCAAAACUUGGCAUGAACUCGCCCCUAAUCAUGCAAGAUUCCACACUUCUUUAUGAGGUUGGUGAUGAUCUUGAUGAAGGAGAGGUUGCCAACUAUGCAGCAAAUCUCGAAAAGGUGCUAUCUGAGCUUCCUUCUGCAGUCCGUGGCGGAACAAUUCUUACUGUUGAGGAUCUUCAACAAGAGCUUAAAUGUAGCAUUAAUGUCAAGCACAGGGAGGAAUUCGAUGAUGAGAAGGAACCUGAUGGAAUGGUUCUCUCUGGCUGGACACAAGCUCAGGCAGCAGAAAAGAACGGCAAUGCAUCAGCUGACAAUGGUGCGAGCACCUCUGGCGCGUCUCAAGCUGCUUCUGCUGUGCCCGAGGAAGACGAUGACAUACAAAUCAUUCCAGCGGUGUCAGGAAAGAAGAGAAAGCUAUCCGACGUUUCUGGUGCUGAUAAUUCUGAUGCUUCGCCUGCUGCCAAGGAACCAAAGAUCAAGAGAAAGGCAGAAGAGAUUGAGAUCGACGGCAACGACAUUGUCAUGCUGGACGACGGCGAUGCCGCGAAGAAAGGAGAAGCAUAGCAAGACCCAUUUUUGGGUUUGUUAGACUUUUUGACGAGCACCCUCUCGCCCUAACUUGGUAGAUUACAAAGAGAAAGGUGAUUCUUUUUGGUGCUUGUUAACUUAUAGACUUCUGAAUUCUAGGCACCUUCAAUUUUUGAACAGGAGCUUUGGUCGGAUCUAAUGUGAAUGUGCAACUGAUUUUGCCCUCUUCCUAUCAUGUACUCUACUCUUAAGUCUCUGAAUUAGGUUGAGCUUUAAUACUAACAAUUGUAAUUUUUCACUCUUACUAUUUUGGUACCAAGUAACUUGGAAAUUUAGGAAAAACAUGUAUGAUACAGUUAUUUUGCUAUUUUGGUAAUAUGAUAGUGUGGAAAUGCAUGCUUUCGAUA
Messenger RNA from Salvia miltiorrhiza (redroot sage), 2619 nucleotides. Its product is annotated as SUMO-activating enzyme subunit 2. The transcript has 11 exons. Gene Ontology annotation, cellular component: cytoplasm; SUMO activating enzyme complex. Lineage: Eukaryota; Viridiplantae; Streptophyta; Magnoliopsida; Lamiales; Lamiaceae. Bases 308 to 2248 code for a protein of 646 amino acids. Gene Ontology annotation, biological process: protein sumoylation. The record is from RefSeq and is a predicted model, not a curated record. Gene Ontology annotation, molecular function: SUMO activating enzyme activity.